Messenger RNA from Ylistrum balloti, 1646 nucleotides. Its product is annotated as THUMP domain-containing protein 2-like. The transcript has 10 exons. Lineage: Eukaryota; Metazoa; Mollusca; Bivalvia; Pectinida; Pectinidae. The coding region runs from base 52 to 1620 and encodes 522 amino acids. The record is from RefSeq and is a predicted model, not a curated record. Gene Ontology annotation, molecular function: RNA binding; tRNA (guanine) methyltransferase activity. Gene Ontology annotation, biological process: tRNA methylation.
UGAGAGUUGUCUCCCCUGUUCACGUGUGUACUGUAGCCCAAAGAAGAAGUGAUGCAGUUUUUCUGCAGUGCUGGUCGUGGGACGGAGAAGUUUGUAGCUGAGGAAAUCAAAACAAAACUUGGUGGGAAAGCGAUUCAGGUGACGGAUGGAAAGGUGUUUUUCCAAACAGGUGUGGAGGUUGCUGGAGAAAUCAGCCAGCUGAGGUCUAUAGAAAGGGCAUUUGUCCAGGUGGUCAGAUGCAGCUCUCUAGAUGGUGUGAAAUCUGUCCAAGAUGUAGGAAAAAUCAUACUCUGUAAGGAUCACUGGACCAGUGCUGACCUUACAGGGUUAGUUACUAGGAUGCACAAUCUACAUGAAGAUGGUUCUUGCCCAGAGAGUAAGAAACGGCGCAUAGAUGAUGAAAAACCACCAGUAACAUUCAGGAUAUCAUGUAAAUGUGCAGGGAGAAUAGGACGAAAAAUUCAAUCUCAGAUGCUAUCAAGGUAUAUUGGUGGUGGUCUGCAGCGACUGGUCAGCUGGAAAGUUGACCUGCGCAACCCAUCCAUAGAGAUCUGUGUCCAUAUGAAUGAUGACCGACUGACUGUGGGUAUUCCCCUUCAGAGCAUCCCAGUAUCAAAACGCAGCUACAUUCGUCACUUUGGUCUUCGAGGGACAAUCGCCUGGAUCAUGUCAAACUUACUAGAUAUACAGUCUUAUGAUGUGGUACUGGACCCAAUGUGUGGGAAGGCCACACUAAUAGUUGAAGCCUGUCAAAACUUCAAAACAGCAACCUAUCUUGGCAUGGAUAUCAGCAAGGAUCAGCUUUCAAAGGCUGCAGAAAAUCUUUUGUGGUCACAUCUUCAUGGUAACAUAGGACUUGUUCAAGGGGAUGCCAAGUGUAUGCCACUAGAUUCUGAAAGCAUUGACAAGGUAUUGUGUGACGCUCCUUUUGGUCAGAACUUUCUCCCAGACUGUGAUAAUAUUUUGGAAUUCUACAAGCAAAGUCUUACAGAAAUAUCCAGGGUGCUGAAACCUGGGGGUCGUUUGGUAUUACUGACAAGUCAACAAUUAAGUUUGAAAGUGUGUGGUCUGUGUGGACAGCCUGGUAACAAAGAAAGGGAACCAGUGUCAGGGAGCGAGGAUGAUGAUUUGGUGAACAUUUCUGAUGGACAUGGUCAGAUCAAGGUCACCCCAUUGACCUUUUCAACAGAAGAAUCAAUAAAUGACCAACAAAAAUCAGAGAUACUUGACAGAAAAUCACCAGUACGUGAUUGUGAAUUAAAAUGUGGGGAUGCAGAUGGUAAUGUUAUAAGUCUGCAAACAAAAAGUGAAACUGAUGACUUGAUUGUGAAAAGUCCAAUUUGUGAUUCUCAGAAUAUAUUUGUACAGUCUGAUGUGAGUCACCAUUGUAAUGAUACUAAGCUAGUGUUAGGAGAACCAGUUCAGGAGAGGUCAGGUCAAGGUUAUGUUGAUUCAUCUUCUCAAGGUCACAUAAAUGUUUGCGGAUGUAUUGUAAGUGAUAACCAACAAUUAAAAUCUGUGAACUGUCUCAGUAAAUUGAGGGUAAGUGAGAGUCACUAUGUCAAACUAGGAGAAACUGAUGCAGUUAUAUGUGUGAUUAACAAAAUUGAUGAAAGAUGAAUAAUUUAAUAAACUUACAAAAUACA